Molecule: messenger RNA, 1659 nt
Organism: Fusarium graminearum PH-1
Lineage: Eukaryota; Fungi; Ascomycota; Sordariomycetes; Hypocreales; Nectriaceae
Exons: 6
Coding region: 1-1659 (552 amino acids)
Source: RefSeq, a predicted model, not a curated record
AUGCCAAGAACCACACUACCUUUGUUUUAUCACAUAUAUGUUAUAUUAUAUGCAUUUAUCCUCACCGUCAGCUAUCCUGUCGACUCAGAUAAAAUGGUCGCAACCCUGAAACACUACUCACUUCAGACGACCCUGACUGGAGUUGAGGCCAACGGAGUGACGCAAUUUCGCGGAAUACCCUACGGUCAUAUUCCGCAACGAUUUGCCGCAGCCGAAAAGAUUAAUGACUACCCUAGAGAGCUUAAUUGCACCACGUUUGGCCCCCGAUGUCCUCAAGUUCCUGUUGACGUUGGUCACCUAUUGCGUGUGCCGUCCCACCAUAAGUUUCCCGACGAACCUGAGGAUGAGUUCAGUUGUGCAAACCUGGACGUUGUCUUGCCAAGUCCUGACACCCUGAACCGCCCUGAGAUGCUGCCUGUGUUUGUUUGGAUACAUGGGGGAUCUCAGGCUGUUACGUUUGGAAGCGCCGCGUCUGGUAUCUGUGGUAUGAAACAACCAGUUCAUCAAUUAUUGUCACUAGACAAGGAAUGUAGAACUUCGCUGAUAAGCUUCUCAGACAUGACUACUGUCGUGGCUGAUUCAAUCCGCCUUGGCACUCCAAUUAUAGCAGUCUCUAUCCAGUAUCGACUCAAUGUCUUUGCCCUGGCAAGUAAAGAUGGACCUCCAAACCUUGCGUUACGCGAUCAGGCGCUAGCUCUGGAAUGGAUCCAAGACCAUAUCGCAGACUUUGGUGGUGACCCGAAAAAGGUUACAUUGGCCGGAGAAAGCGCCGGCGCAGUUUACUGUCACGCUCACAUUGUAACCCAAGCUCCAGUCAGUCAGUUCAUCCUGUCUUCAGGAUCCUUGUUCCUGUCGCCUCCCCAACCACCGCAUAUGGUUUCAGCCCUUCGCGACAAGGUUUCGAAACAGUUUCAGGGGAUCGACAUUACCAUGGUCUUGGAAACUGCCCCGACGGACAAGAUUGUCGAAGCUGUCAAACAAUCUGGGCUACAGUCUUUUUUCCUCGAAUGGGAGGAGAGGUUUAAUGGAUGGGAAACAAGCACUGGCGAGGCUGGGGCUUUGCUGCUAAGUGACGCAGUCAUUUGGCAAGCAGGAAUAUGGGCAACAGACAUUGACGAUAUAGUAAGCGCUUUCGACGCUGCAGGUGAACACAGUGAGGAGCUCAAAAAGCUUUAUCACAUACGUUCAGACAGACCCUCAUCGUGCAAAACAGGGGCACUGGAUUUCAUCAAUGACUGCAGAUUCGUGUUUCCUAUUCAUCAGCUCGAGGAACUCUGGAAAGAUGCACGAAAACCUGUGCAUAGGUGUCUCAUAGACGAGUCAAACCCAUGGCAACCUUCAACCGGGGCGCACCACGCAGUAGACUUGGUGUUGUUGUUUGGAGGUCUUGAUCUCAGUCAUGCGCCUGCUGCGGAGAUAACUGGACAGGCUUUACGAGAGGCAUGGAUCAAGUUUGUUAAUCAGACUGAACCUUGGCCAAAUGCGUCAUCGUCGUCUUAUGGCUUUGGGCCCCAUGGAGUGUGCAAGGAGCUGGAGGACUGGGAAGUACAGUCGCGUCGAAGGGUAACGGAAACAAACAAGCUACGAGGCAUGGAUCCUAUAUUACUCGUCAAGGCGUUCAUUAGUCUCGCAGCAGGAAGAGGUAGCUUAUCAAACUAA